CUUCAUCAGUUGUAUAUAAACCCCCAUCUCAAUUCCUCGGCAUCUCAUCGCUCAAAACCACCGUUCUCUAAAAUCCUAAAAUCCCCAUCUCUCUUGUCGCCUUCCCAAAAUCCCCGAUUUAUUCCUCAGUCAAUGGACAUCAAAAUCGGCUCCCUCGACACCUGCAAGCCCCCCAACAGCGCCGUCUGCUGCCCAUCCAACGGCUCUGUUUGCACCAUCCAAAAUUCCGUCCCCUCCUCCGCCGUCGUUAACUCGUCGGAGGCCACCCUCGGCCGCCACCUCGCCCGCCGCCUCGUCCAAAUCGGCGUCACCGAUGUGUUCACCGUCCCCGGCGAUUUCAACCUCACGCUUCUCGACCAUUUAAUCGCCGAGCCCGGGCUGAACAACAUCGGCUGCUGUAACGAGCUUAAUGCCGGGUACGCCGCCGACGGCUACGCGAGGUCCCGCGGCGUCGGCGCGUGCGUCGUCACGUUUACCGUCGGCGGACUCAGCGUUCUGAAUGCGAUCGCCGGCGCGUACAGUGAGAACUUGCCGCUCAUUUGCGUCGUCGGUGGUCCCAACUCCAACGAUUACGGAACCAACAGAAUCCUCCACCACACCAUCGGCCUCCCUGACUUCAGCCAAGAACUUAGAUGCUUUCAAACCGUCACUUGCUUUCAGGCGGUUGUGAAUAAUCUGGAAGAUGCACAUGAGUUGAUUGAUACUGCCAUUUCAACUGCCCUGAAAGAAAGCAAACCUGUUUAUAUAAGCAUCAGUUGUAACUUGCCUGGGAUUCCCCAUCCCACCUUCAGCCGCGAUCCAGUUCCAUUUUCACUGUCUCCCAAAGUGAGCAAUCCAUCUGGACUAGAGGCUGCGGUGGAGGCGGCGGCAAAUUUCUUGAACAAAGCCGUGAAGCCAGUCCUUGUUGGUGGGCCUAAGAUGCGAGUUGCCAAGGCGUGUGGCGCCUUUGUGGAGCUCGCUGAUGCCUGUGGCUACGCCUUGGCCGUGAUGCCAUCGGCCAAGGGGCUCGUCCCCGAGUACCACCCUCACUUCAUCGGAACUUACUGGGGCGCUGUCAGCACCUCCUUCUGCGCUGAGAUCGUCGAGUCUGCUGAUGCGUAUGUGUUUGCAGGGCCAAUUUUCAACGACUACAGCUCUGUUGGGUACUCACUGUUGCUCAAAAGAGAGAAGGCGAUCAUCGUGCAGCCCGAUCGCGUGACCAUCGGCAAUGGACCGACAUUUGGGUGUGUUCUAAUGAAAGAUUUCCUCCAAGCACUUGCAAAGCGGGUGAAGAACAACAUCACUGCCUAUGAAAACUACCACAGGAUCUUUGUUCCUGAAGGCCAACCGAUGAAAUCUGAGCCAAGAGAGGCAUUGAGAGUCAAUGUUUUGUUCCAACACAUUCAGAAGAUGCUCAGUAAUCAAACGGCUGUGAUUGCUGAAACAGGGGACUCUUGGUUUAACUGCCAGAAACUUAGAUUGCCAAAAGGAUGCGGAUAUGAGUUCCAAAUGCAGUAUGGUUCUAUUGGUUGGUCAGUUGGUGCCACUCUUGGAUAUGCACAGGCUGUACCAGAGAAAAGAGUAAUUUCUUGUAUUGGUGAUGGAAGCUUUCAGGUGACUGCACAAGACAUAUCGACCAUGAUCCGAUGCAGGCAGAACGCCAUCAUAUUCUUGAUAAACAAUGGUGGUUACACCAUUGAAGUCGAGAUCCACGACGGGCCUUACAAUGUGAUAAAGAACUGGAACUACACUGCGUUGGUCGAUGCGAUCCACAACGGGGAAGGAAAGUGUUGGACGACGAAGGUUCGAUGCGAGGAAGAGCUUGUGGAGGCCAUUGAAACAGCUACAGAAGCCAAGAAGGACAGCUUGUGUUUCAUUGAGGUAAUUGCUCAUAAGGAUGAUACCAGCAAAGAGCUUUUGGAAUGGGGCUCGAGAGUCUCUGCUGCCAACAGCCGUCCUCCCAAUCCUCAGUAAAAUUUGGUGCAAUUGGAACAAUUCUGCAACAUUUUUCUUGUUAUUGUGUCAUCAUAUUCAGCUGAAAAAAGAAAAAAAAAAGGAAAAAAAGAGUGAUUUAAGAUUGUAUUAGAAAAACAAGUAUUUUCUGGUGUAAAUUCCUUGGAACUUUUUGUUAUUAAGAACAAUAUUUUCCGGGUUCCAUUU
Molecule: messenger RNA, 2139 nt
Organism: Momordica charantia (bitter melon)
Lineage: Eukaryota; Viridiplantae; Streptophyta; Magnoliopsida; Cucurbitales; Cucurbitaceae
Product: pyruvate decarboxylase 1
Cellular component (GO): cytosol
Molecular function (GO): pyruvate decarboxylase activity; magnesium ion binding; thiamine pyrophosphate binding
Source: RefSeq, a predicted model, not a curated record